CACUCCCGUACCACGGCUCCGACGCUCAGUCUCAAACAACCACCCAAGUGGCUCCGCCGCCCAUCUUCCUGUUCGUUUGGGUUCGGCGGGCAACUCGUCAGCGUUGGUAAUUUACCUGCAGCCUCAGGGAAAAACCAGAGCAGCGUAGUGCACAUCCGAAAAGUUAUCACAGAAACAGAUAUUGUCGACCGGGCGCAAAAGUUACAACAAGCUGUGGAUACCAAUACCUUGAGCACAUUCGCAGAAGAGCGGGUACGCUCGGAGAAAGCUGGUGAAGAUGGCUGGAAGGCCCUCUUUAGUUUGUUCCGUGCGAAUUCGAGGGACGAACUUGUCACGCUGUUAGGUUACUCUAAAGAGGAGAUCAAGGGGCGUGUUGAGGAAGCGGUUGCGAAGCUGAAGGAGGUUGCACCAUAG
Molecule: messenger RNA, 414 nt
Organism: Suillus discolor
Lineage: Eukaryota; Fungi; Basidiomycota; Agaricomycetes; Boletales; Suillaceae
Exons: 1
Biological process (GO): COPII-coated vesicle cargo loading; intracellular protein transport; endoplasmic reticulum organization
Cellular component (GO): COPII vesicle coat; endoplasmic reticulum exit site
Molecular function (GO): structural molecule activity
Source: RefSeq, a predicted model, not a curated record